AUGAGUUCGAAACUCAAGGCAGUACGUGCGGGACACCGAAGUACAGUAACAAAACUGUUUAAGAAAAUCAACGUAGAAGAUUCAACGGAAGUGAAGGAUAUUCAGGAAAUUGAGUCCGUGAUUACACUGAUAAAAAAGAAACAGACAAUACUGGCAGAUCUGGAUAAAAUCAUCUUGGACCAGACAUCGGAGGACGAUAUAGAAGAUGAAAUAGAGGAGGCAGAUCGGUAUGUAUUGGAAAUAGAAUCCAAAUUAGCGAGAAUUACGAAACGCUUAUGUACCAUAACGUCAAGUUACCAUUCCCCAUCGAAUGUAAACGUGUCAGUGUUAAAUCCUAAUGCAACGGAAUUCCAACAUUCAAAUCCGUAUCAAUCAAGCUUUUCAUCAUCUUCCACAAGUUCUAGUCAAUACCACAAGUUACCCAAACUUAGUCUACCCACUUUUGACGGAAAUCUAUUGAACUGGCAAUCGUUUUGGGACUCAUUCUUUAGAGCAAUACACAACAAUAGCAUACUUAGUGAUGUGCAGAAGUUUAAUUACUUGCGAUCUCAACUUCAUGGCGAAGCUGUUCAAUCUAUAUCGGGUUUACAAGUUACUGAAGCAAAUUAUGCCCUGGCAGUUGCCAUUUUAAAGAAAAGAUUUGGUCAACAACAUAAGAUCAUCAAUGCCUAUAUGCAAGGCCUUAUCAAUAUCCAGGCGCCGUCAAACAAUUUGCACAGCAUUAAGUUGUUCUAUGACAUCAUGGAGAGUCAUAUUCGGGGACUAGAUUCAAUGGGACAUUAUCAAAAUUCCUAUGGUAGCCUUUUGAUACCGAUCCUCAUAAACAAACUUCCUAGAUUUGUAAGACAAAAUAUGACACGGGAACAUGGAAAUGACGACUGGGACCUACCGUCUAUUAGAAUAGGACUACAGAGAGAAAUAUGCAUUCUGGAAGCAGGUAACUCCCUGGACACGCAUGUAGACUUACUACCCCCAACAGCAGUUUUUUUCACGGGCACAAAACCUCGCAGGCAAUUUAAGCAAACCCCGAAACAAGACUUGUUUAACAAACCAUGUGUCUUUUGA
Pecten maximus is the source of this 1065-nucleotide messenger RNA. RefSeq lists its product as uncharacterized. Lineage: Eukaryota; Metazoa; Mollusca; Bivalvia; Pectinida; Pectinidae. The record is from RefSeq and is a predicted model, not a curated record. Bases 1 to 1065 code for a protein of 354 amino acids. The transcript has a single exon.